Messenger RNA from Lasiosphaeria miniovina, 2049 nucleotides. RefSeq lists its product as uncharacterized. The coding region runs from base 1 to 2049 and encodes 682 amino acids. The record is from RefSeq and is a predicted model, not a curated record. Gene Ontology annotation, biological process: maturation of SSU-rRNA from tricistronic rRNA transcript (SSU-rRNA, 5.8S rRNA, LSU-rRNA). Gene Ontology annotation, molecular function: U3 snoRNA binding; rRNA binding. Gene Ontology annotation, cellular component: nucleolus; small-subunit processome. Lineage: Eukaryota; Fungi; Ascomycota; Sordariomycetes; Sordariales; Lasiosphaeriaceae. The transcript has 2 exons.
AUGAACUCGGCCGAGGACACGUCCGAGGAUGGGCCCGGCGCCGACUCGGACGACGACGUGAUCGACUCGGACGACGACGACGAUGUGCAGACUGGCGCAUCUGGGAAGCCCUAUCUGAGCCUUAUGCAAAGUCUUGUGGAAAGCGCCCCUCACAAAGCAAAAAGGCGGAAGCUGGACCACCCCUCGGCCGAGGACAGGACUGAACAGCCCACCCCAGAGUCUGCCGUAAACGCCGCCGGAGAGGACGACGACGAAAAUUCUGAAGACGUCGACCGAGUCGAGGAAGCCGAGGAGGAUCCUGCCGAUGUGAAGCCAGAAGACUUGUUUGACUACGACGACGAAGAAGCCGAUGCUGAGGAUCCCUUCGAGACGCACUUUGUCGACCUAGACCAAGCGCUGCUGCUCCCGCGGCUCAAGGCCAUCCAGGAGGACAAAUGGCGUACGCACCGAGUUGUCGCCAAACCCAUGAGGACUCUCAUACACACGCCCGGCGUAGGGGAUCCCAGUGACUCGGGCGACUCGGCGCUUCUCCCGAGACCCGUGUCUGGAAUUAGCGGCCUCAAGCUCAAGAAGAAGCUGAGCGAGACCAUGGGGCCCAAGCACGCCACAUUCGAUCCCACUGAGCAGACAAUCGCGCCGCUCCUCUUCAACUACUCGGAUCUGCUCUACUGCAACCGGACUGUUGCUGGGGCCGAGAGUGUGAGGAGGAUGGCCUGUCUGCAUGCGCUCAAUCACAUUUUCAAGACGCGCGACCGGGUGGUCAAGAACAACGACAGGCUGUCACGGCAACAGCCGGGCAGCGAGGACCUAGAGCUGCGGGACCAAGGCUUCACGCGGCCCAAGGUGUUGAUAAUCCUGCCGACACGGCAGUCGUGCGUAAAGAUGGUAGAGAUGAUCUGCAACAUCAUCGAGCCGACGCAGCAGGAGAACAGGAAGCGCUUCGACGACGGAUACACGGACAAGCAGUCCAAGUUCUCCGACGACAAGCCCGACGACUUCCAGGACCUCUUCGCCGGCAACGACGACGACAUGUUCCGGCUAGGCAUAAAGUUCACGCGCAAGACCAUCAAGUACUUUUCUCAGUUCUACAACUCGGACAUCAUCUUUGCCAGCCCGCUAGGGCUGCGCAUGGCCAUCGGGUCCGAGGAGGAGAAGAAGAUGGACUACGACUUCCUCAGCUCCAUCGAGGUGGUGAUUGUCGACCAGGCUGACGCGCUGCUGAUGCAGAACUGGGAGCACGUCGAGUACGUCUUUGAGCACCUCAACAUCCAGCCCAAGGACGCCCACAGCUGCGACUUCAGCCGGGUGCGGACGUGGUACCUGGACGACCAGGCCAAGUACUUCCGCCAGACGGUGGUGCUCAGCGCCUUCAACACGCCCGAGCUGACAGAGCUGCUCCGCGUGCACUGCCACAACUGGGCCGGCAAGGCGCGGCUGCAGCAGGAGUGCGCGGGCGUGCUGCAGCAGCUCGGCGUCAAGGCCAAGCAGACCUUUAGCCGCUUCGAGGUGCCGUCGGUGGCCGGCGACCCGGACGCGCGCUUCGCCUACUUCACCAAGGCCAUCGUGCCGGCGCUGGCCAAGCGCGGCGCCAAGGACGCCGGCGGCACCCUCAUCUUCGUCCCGUCGUACCUCGACUUUGUGCGCGUGCGCAACUACUUCGCCAACGACGCCGCCGCCGAGAGCAUCACGUUUGGCACCAUCUCCGAGUACGCCGACGUGCCCGAGGCGUCGCGCGCGCGCUCGCACUUUUUGACGGGCCGCCACCGCGUCCUGCUCUACACGGAGCGCGCCCACCACUUCCGCCGCUACCAGGUCAAGGGCGUCCGCCGCGUCGUCUUCUACGCCCUGCCCGACAACCCGCUGUUCUACGCCGAGAUCGCCGGCGGUUUCCUGCAGCGCAGCGAGCAGGCCCUGCUGCUCGACCCCUCGCGCGGCGCCGUCCGCGCCAUGUUCUCCCGCUACGACGUCAUGAAGCUCGAGCGCAUCGUCGGCACCCAGCGCGUCGCCAAGAUGCUCAACGACCAGGGCGACACGUUUGACUUUGUGUGA